AUACUCGGUGUUUCAAUAUGGCAUCUGAGCAUAAAAGCCAAAAGGCAUCAGAGGAAAAAAAGCUGGAGUUGAGGCUCGGUCCUCCAGGAGAAACAUUCCUUGGUUACAAGACCAAUCCCACCACUCAUGGAGCUAAAAGAGUACUUCAACACCCUGUUGGAGCAAAAACAUCAGAGGGAAACUGGUUUACGGAUACUAAUGUAAAGCAAUGCAAGAAGUUCUCAUGUUAUCAAGAAGAAGCUGAAAAGGUAUUCUCUUCCCCAUGGUUAAGUAGCUCUUUACAUUCUUCAUCGUUUCACAGGGAGGCCAAGAAGGAGUUACAGAAGCCCAAGCCUUCAUUUCUCCAGUGCUCUAAAGUUGAAGAGUUACAGUACCCAGAUAAGAUGGCAUGUUCUCCCCCUGCUAGUGCUUCAUUUUCUGUCACCACAGAUGGGGCCAACAGCUGUCAUAAAAGAUGCGCACUUGCAACAGUAGUUGGGUGGCCUCCAAUCCGGUCAUUCAGGAAAAAUAUUGCAAGUAGCAGUACUUCAAAGAUGGUAUCUGAGUUACCAAAUAAAACUCCAGAAGAAGGGAGCAGCUUAAAGGCUGACAGUUUCAGGAAUGAUUUGUUUGUAAAGAUCAAUAUGGAAGGAGUCCCUAUUGGAAGAAAAAUAAACCUCAAUGCCUAUGACAGUUAUGAGAAACUCUCUGUUGCCAUAGAUGAGCUCUUCAGAGGUUUUCUUGCAGCUCAAAGAGAAACUUGUGAUCCUAUGGAUGAAAACAAGAUGGAUGAAGCGAAGGAAAAUGCAAGUUCAGUUUCUGGUAGCAGGGAAUAUACUCUCGUUUAUGAGGACAAUGAAGGUGACAGGAUUCUUGUUGGAGAUGUUCCUUGGCAUAUGUUUGUAUCUACAGCGAAGAGACUGCGCGUACUGAAGAGCACUGAGAAAGUUUCAGUUGGUAUCAAUAAGCAAGAAAAGACCCCACCUAGUUGUGCAGUAGAACUUGGAAGAUGAGGUUUUGAGUGGAGAAUGAAAUCUUCAAGUGGGGAAAUUUCCAUAGAAUGAAGCCUGACUUGGAUUUCCCAAAUGACGUCAAGUGGCAAUCCUUUCAUAAAGAGUAUACCUUCCUUUUAUUUCCUGAUGCUGAAGAAGAAAAUUGCAAACUUCCCUUGUCUGUCACCACUUGGGGAGCCAAAUGAGCCUCAGUUUUUGUAAAAUAAGUAGCCUGUUCAACCUUUGUAGAAUAAGUAAUUUGUGGAUGCAAAAAUACUUUGACAGUAUCUUGUGAUGUAUGUACAUGUAUGGGUUCAUUUUCAGUCUAGUUUCUUCAUGGGGUUGAUGGGACCUGGAAAACUUAGCAGUUCAACCAAGAUUGAUUUAAUUCCUCCACAGUGUUCAUCAAAAUGUAACGUGAUUCAGGAAAAGGCAGGAGGCUCUGUGAAUUCGACAGAAUGGAAGCAAUGACCCAACUAAUGGUGCUAAAACUGGAAUACAAGAAAGGAAGUGAAUCACUCAAUGCAAGAUAUUAAUGUGUCUUCUAGUAUCCUCACGUGUUUACUCGGAAGAUCAAGCAGUCUGUACUCCUCAAAUGGUGUUAUUGGUGCAAAUUACCAAGCACAUCGUAGUGGAUCUUCUGCUGGCGUAGGAUAAUUUCAUGUGAUGUCUUGUCCUGUCCUUCGCUAUCCUGUGUAUGCAUAAAAUGCUCCCUUGUGUUCACCUUUGCUUAGGAUUUAUAGAUUAUUUUCCCCCUGUUGUAUCCUUCUUAAGGCGAGUUUGACUUUGUGUGCAAUUACUGUUCUUAAUGAACUAUGGACUGUUUUACUUUU
Populus euphratica (Euphrates poplar) is the source of this 1804-nucleotide messenger RNA. RefSeq names its product auxin-responsive protein IAA2-like. NCBI's taxonomy places the organism in Eukaryota, Viridiplantae, Streptophyta, Magnoliopsida, Malpighiales, Salicaceae. The coding region runs from base 18 to 992 and encodes 324 amino acids. The record is from RefSeq and is a predicted model, not a curated record. The transcript has 5 exons. Gene Ontology annotation, biological process: regulation of DNA-templated transcription. Gene Ontology annotation, cellular component: nucleus.